AUGUUUGAAACAAACCAUACAAUAUUUUUUUCAUCCCCAUUGGAUUAUUCAUUUUCAAAUUCUUCUCAUUCAUCAUCAUCUCCAAUGUUUAUUUCCAUAUUUCUUGGAAUUAUUCUUUUUACAAUAACUAUUUGGACUAUAUUGGGAAAUAUUUUAGUUAUACUUGCGUUUAUUAUUGAUAAACAAAUUCGACAAGGUGGAAUGUCAAAUUAUUUGAUUAUUAAUUUAGCAAUAAGUGAUCUUUUAUUGGGUGUUGCUGUUUUACCCUUUUCAGCUUCCUAUUCAACAUUUGGUAUUUGGUAUUUUGGAAAAUUUCUUUGUGAAAUAUGGUUAGCAAUUGAUGUUCUUUGUUCAACAGCAUCAAUUUGGGGUCUGUUAAUGAUUGCAUUUGAUCGAUAUAUAGCAACAAACUAUCCAAUUCGUUAUUGUCAUCAUCGUCGUUCAAUUCGUUUAGCAUUAAGUUAUAUAUGUGUUGCAUGGUUUGUGUCAAUAGCAAUAUGUUUAUUACCAACAUUGUUGUUUGAGAAAAAAAAACCAAUUUAUUCUGAAAUUGAAAAUCGAACAAUCUAUGUUUUGCCAACAAAAUAUACAUCAUCAAAUCGUCAAUGUGAAUUAUAUAAAGAUUUGAAUUUUGUUGUCACAAGUUCUUUACUUUCGUUUUAUAUUCCAUUAAUUAUUAUGAUAUUUUUAUAUGCGAAAGUGUUAUAUGCAAUAAGACAACAAUCUAUAAAAAUGAAAAAAAAACCACUACCACCACCGCCACCACCAACAGCAAAAGCAGCAACAAUUGUCCUUACCAAUAAAAACAAUCGAACAACAACAACAUCCGACCGAAUAAAAAAAGCAAGACAUUCAUCAGCAUGUCUUCAUGAAGCAUCGAAAAAUGUAUCAUCGAUUCCAUUUUAUUUGGAUUCAAUAAAAAAAAUACAUGACACUACAUUGGAUCAUAAUCGAUCGUGUUUGAAUGGUUCAUACUCAAAAUUAUUUCUUCAACCCAAUCAAUCUGAAAAUUCUUAUCAAAGUUCAUUAACAACUGAUGAUGCUUCUCACUGUGAUCAACAUCAAUUAAGACGUCGAGAAAUAACAGCUGAAGCUCGUGUUACUCGUUCGUUAGCUGUUGUUAUUGGAUGUUUCAUAUGUUGUUGGUUGCCGUUCUUUACUUUAUAUAUUAUUCGAGCCGUUUGUCUUUGUUUAAGUUUUAACGCUAUUGAAUUUUUCGUCUGGUUGGGAUAUUCAAAUUCAUCGAUUAAUCCUGUACUUUAUGCAAUUUUAAACAAGAACUUUCGUUUAGCAUUUAAAAAUAUUUUUCUUUCGGUAAAAAAAAUUCUUUUUGUAUAA
Molecule: messenger RNA, 1338 nt
Organism: Rotaria socialis
Lineage: Eukaryota; Metazoa; Rotifera; Eurotatoria; Philodinida; Philodinidae
Source: the annotation of a GenBank genome assembly